AAUGAAAAUGGCCUUGUGUGUUUAUUUAUUAAUAUUUAUUUAAUUUGUCAAUCUACGAGCUUUACAUAGGUACGUAUUAUUUAAAAAGGAACGGACCGCUAUAUAUGUAUAUUAUGCGGCAAGUUAGAAAAAGUACAACAUCAUAAUGGCAGAAGAAUAUUUGAAACAUAUCAAACAGCAAGUUGUAGAGAAAAAUGUUGCACAUAGUCUGAAUAAUUUAUUCUCUUCUUCGCACACUUAUUGUUGCUUUCUCAAAUUGAAAAGUGAUUGCCAAUGAGCGAAAGGCGUACAGGAGUAGUAUAUUUUUCUGCGCAUCUUUUUUUAUAAAUUCAUCUAGCCGCGUGCUGAGCGGUAUUAAAUUUGUAAUUGUAUUGAGGCAAGGUGAAGUUGUACUAGUGAAGAAGAGAUCAUGCAAAUCAAAAUCAUUAAGCCAGCCGGGAAAGCUUAUAUAAAUAGGUUGUGGUUAAAACCUCGUUCGACAUUUUGUACUAUUGCUUUGGUGAAGACUGGUGUUCAUUUUCUUCUUAAACCGAUUAUUUGAAAUCAACCCCUCUGAACAAUUAGUGGAAUGGUUUGUGCUCUUGAUAGGUUUUCUGUAUCAAUAUAGUUGAACAGACGAUUCAAGGAUUUAAUUUUCGCGAGUGCAGUUAAACAUUGUUAAGCGAAGCUAUUGACUACAGCAAUUGAACAACGCCUAAUUCAAAAUGUCAGCCAAUGGUAACAACGGAAAUAAUGAUAGUAAUGAGGCCACACCACCAGCCCCAUCGCCAUCAGUUAGAUUAGAUAUAGCAGACCGAAUGAAACGUUGGCAUGGCAAGGUUGCAGUCGUAACCGGCGCCAGCGGUGCAAUUGGCGGGGCCAUCGCGGUAGAACUCGUCAAAGCGGGAAUGAUCGUAUGCGCACUGUCAAGACGGCGUGACAAGGUGGAAAAACUACGCGUUAGCCUGUUUGAUGUAGCCGGUACGCUGAAUUACGUUGAGUGUGAUAUUACCGUUGAGGACGAUAUUAAGUAUGCGUUUGGAUGGAUCGAAAACACAUACGGUGGGGUAGAUAUGCUGGUGAACAACGCAGGGAUCAUCACAAAAUGCUUGCUAACAGAGAAAAACAAUACAAGGGAUCUGUAUAAGACAAUGGAGACGAACAUUAUUGGAUUAACGUUAUGCACCAGGGAAUCUGUUAAAUCGAUGAAAGCCCGUGAUGUGAAGGGUCACAUAAUUAACGUUAACAGCAUAUUUGGCCAUAAAGUGCACCAAGCCGUCCCAGGAACGCGACCAUUAAAUGGAAUGUAUCCGGCUUCGAAAUAUGCAGUCACGGCCAUUACGGAGUGUAUUAGACAAGAACUCGUUUACUUAGGCACGGGCUGUAAAGUUACGAGUAUUAGUCCUGGCUUAGUGGAAGGUGACAUUCUUUCGGCAAACACCUCGAAGGAAAACGAAAUUGUUAAUUACAUGCCGAAACUAAAACCGGAAGAUGUGGCCGAAGCGGUACUUUAUGCUAUAACUACACCAGAAAAUGUUCAAAUUCACGAGCUGAUUAUCAAGCCGAUGGGCGAGUUCCUGUAGUCAAACAUAAAAAAAAAACAGAAGUACAGACCGAUUUAAAAGUCUGAAUUGAGUUUAUGGAGACAAAUCUAAUAUACGUGAAUAUUAUUAUUCUGUUCAGCAACGUUGAUGUCCCGUUGUGAAAAGUUGAUCAUUUAUAUAUUAUAUAAUAACACCUAAACGCACUAUAAAUACAGGUGUAUUUUCUACAAACUACAAUUACAACUUUGUGUCUACUGAUCCACACAUAUACUGAUUGAGUCUGCUGAUACAGUUUUAGACAGUUUCGUAUUUUUAGAUUCUACACUAUCAGAAAUAGCUUCGCUCUGUUGUUACAACCUUACACUUUUUUUUAAUUAACUCAUUUCUUUUAAAUCAUGAUUUGAACCGAGAUAACCAUAAUUCCAUUUGAGCUUAUAGAAUUCUGUGGGUGCCCAUGAUCGUUAUUUAAAACCGUUGUUUUCUUUAUUACUUAAACACGCGUUUGUAGUGAAAUGUUUUUCAAACAAAAUCUCUUCACUUUGAUGUUUUGGUUUAGUUUAUUUUACUUUCGUAUAGAAACUUUCGUAAAGAUUAAUUGUAAAAAUCAUUUGAUUUUCUGUAUCAUAAAGUAAUUUCAGCAUUUGAUUUUAUUUGCCUUUUUCUAUACAUUAUGAGAUCUUGGCUGUGAUACCUUCUUAGUGUUGGAAAAAAAUGUCGAAAAAAAAUUGUUAAAUUUGCAUUUCUCAGCCACGAUCUCGUACAUUGUGGAAGCACCUUGUCUUAUCAUUUCUUUUAUCUAAGUUAUAAAGCUUUCAAAUAGAACUAAUUCCCAAAAGCGUUAAUCAUCAUGCAGUUUGUGAGCGGUAAUAUAAGUUGAAAAUAAAUAACGUAAGCUAACAAACAUAA
This is a messenger RNA of Anopheles funestus (African malaria mosquito), 2429 nucleotides long. Its product is annotated as farnesol dehydrogenase-like. Lineage: Eukaryota; Metazoa; Arthropoda; Insecta; Diptera; Culicidae. The transcript is spliced from 4 exons. The record is from RefSeq and is a predicted model, not a curated record. The coding region runs from base 705 to 1562 and encodes 285 amino acids.